This is a messenger RNA of Mustela lutreola (European mink), 1606 nucleotides long. It is a transcript of the gene GHSR, whose product is annotated as growth hormone secretagogue receptor. The coding region runs from base 219 to 1319 and encodes 366 amino acids. Gene Ontology annotation, cellular component: plasma membrane. The record is from RefSeq and is a predicted model, not a curated record. Lineage: Eukaryota; Metazoa; Chordata; Mammalia; Carnivora; Mustelidae. Gene Ontology annotation, biological process: hormone-mediated signaling pathway; G protein-coupled receptor signaling pathway. The transcript has 3 exons. Gene Ontology annotation, molecular function: growth hormone secretagogue receptor activity.
GCCAGGACACUUUAGGAACUGCGAGCUGCGGUUGGAGCAAGAGGCAGGCGCAGGCGAGCCAGGACUGGCGGGGCUGCCCCGGUGACAGCAUCCUCCCUGCGACCCAGCGGCGGCUCCUCGUUCGCACUCUCCCGCGCCUAAGGAGACCUUCUGAGGCCAGCCGCGGCCAGCUUCUGAGCGCAGUCGUAUCCCAGAGCCAGUUAAGCCGAGGCGGCAGCAUGUGGAACGCGACGCCGAGCGAGGAGCCCGGGUACAACCUCACGCUGCCCGACCUGGGCUGGGACGCUCCCGCCGACAACGACUCCCUGACCGACGAGCUCCUGCCGCUCUUCCCCGCGCCACUGCUGGCCGGCGUCACCGCCACCUGCGUGGCACUCUUUGUGGUGGGCAUCGCGGGCAACCUGCUCACCAUGCUGGUGGUGUCGCGCUUCCGCGAGCUGCGCACCACCACCAACCUCUACCUGUCCAGCAUGGCCUUCUCCGACCUACUUAUCUUCCUCUGCAUGCCCCUCGACUUAGUCCGCCUGUGGCAGUACCGGCCCUGGAACUUCGGUGACCUGCUCUGCAAACUCUUCCAGUUCGUCAGCGAGAGCUGCACCUACGCCACGGUGCUCACCAUCACCGCGCUGAGCGUCGAGCGCUACUUCGCCAUCUGCUUCCCGCUGCGGGCCAAGGUGGUAGUCACCAAGGGCCGGGUGAAGCUGGUCAUCCUGGUCAUCUGGGCCGUGGCCUUCUGCAGCGCCGGGCCCAUCUUCGUGCUGGUCGGGGUGGAGCACGAGAACGGCACCGACCCUCGAGACACUAACGAGUGUCGCGCCACAGAGUUCGCGGUGCGCUCGGGACUGCUCACGGUCAUGGUGUGGGUAUCCAGCGUCUUCUUCUUCCUGCCCGUCUUCUGCCUCACUGUGCUCUACAGCCUCAUCGGCAGGAAGCUGUGGCGAAGAAAGCGGGGCGAGGCGGCGGUGGGCGCCUCGCUAAGGGACCAGAACCACAAGCAAACCGUGAAAAUGCUGGCUGUCGUGGUGUUUGCUUUCAUCCUCUGCUGGCUGCCCUUCCAUGUAGGGCGAUAUUUAUUUUCCAAGUCCUUCGAGCCUGGCUCCUUGGAGAUUGCGCAGAUCAGCCAAUACUGCAAUCUGGUAUCCUUUGUCCUCUUCUACCUCAGCGCUGCCAUCAAUCCCAUUCUGUACAACAUCAUGUCCAAGAAGUACCGGGUGGCGGUGUUCAAGCUUCUGGGAUUUGAACCCUUCUCCCAGAGGAAGCUCUCCACUCUGAAGGAUGAAAGCUCUCGGGCCUGGACAGAAACUAGUAUUAAUACAUGACCAUGCACAUUGCUGAGCAAAGUCAUCGCUUAUUCUAAACCAGAAGCCAUAGCACAGCAGAACUUGGGAAGAAGUUGAAGGUUAAUUUUGGAAUUAGGAACACACAGCUCUGGAAACAAUUGGGAAGAAAGAAAAGAUGGAACUUGUAGUGUGUGAGCAGUUGGAUUGAUUGCACACUCAUCAGUGCUCUCAUAUACUAUUUCUGCAUAUUCACUGUCUUAUGAUUUUGCAUUCUGCUGUUGGUGCUAGCAAGGAUUCUGCAACUUGGAGAAAGGAGAAUGGGCAGA